Symbiodinium sp. CCMP2592 is the source of this 912-nucleotide messenger RNA. The record is from the annotation of a GenBank genome assembly. Lineage: Eukaryota; Dinophyceae; Suessiales; Symbiodiniaceae.
AUGGCCACAGGGCCCGACGCAGACGACAGCAUUGCAAGAAGGGCGCUUCGCUGCAGCGCGUGGAGCUGCUUGCUGUCGGGCGGACUGGCAGCGCUGCUAGCCGGAUUAGGCUGGGUCGAGCCGGUCCUGGCCUUGCUAGUACCCGAAGUGGCCUGGUUCCUUUGCGUGCCUGCCGUCCUCUUGCUGUUUCUGGGCCUCGCUGGCUUCUGCGCGUCCCGGCGGGCUCCUUCAAAGCUACUCCAGGCGCAGCUGGCUGUCUUUAGCUUUCUCGGCGCUCUCCUCCUGGCCGCCGCCGGGGUCUUCGUCUUCCACUACGCAGCAGCAGCGAGCCACUGGGUCUUCGAUGGCUGCGUGCACUUCAGGACCGAAGGUAUUUGGCCUGUCAGCCGUCUUGCGCCAAAGUUGAAGGAAGCCCAUGCGCAGUAUACACAGCUGGCUUGCGGAUUCACGAGGUGCCGAAAGCUCAACCCGCUGAGCAUCGACUUGGGGAGCUGUGGCCCCCGCGCGGAGUGCGAAGGGGGACCUCGCGUGGACUCGCUUCCAUUCUUCUCCUGGAUGCAGCACCUCCAGGUCGUUUACCAUUGCGGUGGCUUCUGUCAAGCCGAGGUGCCUCUCUUCGGAUUGACCAGCAUGGAGGCGAUCCGUGAAACACUUCAUGAAAGACCUGCCUGCGUUGACACCGUGGUGGAGCUGCUGAUGCUUGUGGGCCGAGGAUUCGGCGCGGUUGCAGCCGUCAUCUCUUUGCCUGUCUUCUUCGCAGCUCUGCGCGUCGCGUGUGCCGCCGGGCGCGAGCUUGACGACACCAGCAGCUCCGACGAGAUGCGCGAGCCAUUGAGCGGGAGGCCAGACCGCAGCCAUCGCAAGAAGCGGGCAGAUGCGGAGGACUCUGAUCCCGACGAUGACUAUUUGUGA